Molecule: messenger RNA, 1419 nt
Organism: Microthlaspi erraticum
Lineage: Eukaryota; Viridiplantae; Streptophyta; Magnoliopsida; Brassicales; Brassicaceae
Source: the annotation of a GenBank genome assembly
AUGACGGAGUUUUGGUGGAAUGCGUGUGAGGAGAAGAGGAAAAUACAUUGGGUUUCUUGGAAAGAGAUGUGCAAAUCAAAGGCUAAUGGAGGGCUAGGAUUUCGGGAUAUAAGUGAUUUCAAUCAAUCACGGUUAGCUAAACAAGCAUGGCGAAUCCUCAAUGUACCUGACUCUCUGUUAUCAAGGUUAUACAAAGGUCGUUAUUUCCAAUCAACAGAUUUCCUAAGUUGUGGAAAGGACUCUCGGCCCUCCUACACUUGGAGAAGCAUUCUUCAUGGCCGAGAACUCUUAUCUCGAGGUUUGAUGAAAUCCAUUGGAAAUGGCCAGGACACUAAUGUUUGGAUAGAUAAGUGGAUCUUGGAUGAAGCCCCUCGACGACCGGUGAACAAGCAAUGUCUAUACGACUUAUGCCUUAAAGUCUCAGAUUUGAUUUUACCUUCAGGUCGCUGGAACGGUGGAUUACUACGGGAGUUGUUUCCCCCUGCAGAUGUAGUGCGUAUCGAGAAUAUGGAUAUUGGGAAUGUUCAUGACAAGAACAUUUGGUCUUACACCAAACAUGGAGCCUAUACUGUCAAAAGUGGAUAUUGGUUUGUGGCUAAUCAUCCGUUUGUGCGUCCUACCCCUUUAUCUGCAAGAGAUCAGUUUCGGAUUGAACUAAAAAACAGAGUUUGGUUAGUCAAGUCUACACCAAAUAUCAAAAUGUUUUUGUGGAGAGUUUUAUCAGGUGCGCUUGCUGUCUCAGAUAGAUUAAGAACGAGAGGUAUACAAAUUGAUCUUACGUGCAAGUUAUGCCGUAAUGACACCGAAUCGAUUUGCCAUAUGCUCUUUACUUGUGAUGCAGCACAACAAAUUUUUGUCCAAGCUCAGAUUCCGCAACCAGCGAGUGGCUUCUCGAACUCCCUAGAAGAGAAUUUUGCUUUUGUCUUGGAUCUAAUGGAAGACCACUCUCUGUUAGCUCCGACACGACAAGCUAUUCCAUGGAUUCUAUGGAACAUAUGGAAACACCGAAAUGCCAUUUUGCUUGCUGGUCACCAAGAAUCUCCAUAUACGAUAGCUCAACGAGCGAAGGAAGAGGCAACAAUCUGGUUUCAAGUCAAUACAGAGAUUCCAGUGCAGACAACAACUAACUGCUCCUUGAGUGCGUCUGAUAACUGCUGGUACCCACCUUUGAACGGUCAGGUCAAGUGUAAUCUGUUUGCGAAUUGGAGAAACCGAAACCUACUCAGUGGAGGAGCUUGGAUUCUCCGAGACCACUAUGGACAGGUGAUAUUUCAUGCUCGAGAUGCGUUUACAUGCUCUCCUAAUCGCCUUGUUGCAGAAUUUAGAUGUAUUAUUUGGGCAAUGACAAGCUUGAGUGACUUACACCUCCCUGAGGUCACCAUCGCUUCCGAUCUCGCUGAUGCAGUAGAGGCGAUUUAA